This is a messenger RNA of Mytilus trossulus (common blue mussel), 1944 nucleotides long. RefSeq names its product glutamate receptor 2-like. Bases 210 to 1679 code for a protein of 489 amino acids. The transcript is spliced from 6 exons. The record is from RefSeq and is a predicted model, not a curated record. NCBI's taxonomy places the organism in Eukaryota, Metazoa, Mollusca, Bivalvia, Mytilida, Mytilidae. Gene Ontology annotation, cellular component: membrane. Gene Ontology annotation, biological process: monoatomic ion transport. Gene Ontology annotation, molecular function: ligand-gated monoatomic ion channel activity; signaling receptor activity.
AAAGUGUGAAAGCCAUUGAAGAGAUUGAACAGACGUAUGUUUACAAGUCAGCUGGUUUCCGCUUCAGUUUAUCUUUCGAAGUAAAGCGCAGUGUUAUUUCAUACGGGAAUCGGGGAAAAUAGAUUAAAACUGAUAAGAACUUGAUCAAAUUUCUGAAAUUGUUUUUGAUAUUUAGUACGCGAACUCUGCAGCAUUUACAGAUUGAAAACAUGGAGAGUACAAGUUCCAUUUUGUUAUUUGUGCUUUUGUGGAUAAAUUCAAGCUCGGGACAAAAUUACACCAUAACUUCAGUAGUUGAGGAUCCUUAUUUGAUAGAUAAUGGCGAUGGAACAUUUUCUGGUUUUAUGGUAGAUCUUUUAGAUGCUCUAGCAAAACGAGAUGGAUUUUUUUCGUAUGAAAUAGGGUUAAACCCUGAUGACAAGUAUGGGUCACAGGACGGCUCAGGCAACUGGGAUGGCAUGAUAGGUGAAUUACUUCAAGAUCCGGAUAUUCAAAUUGCUGCAGCACCAAUAGUAAUAACAGAAGAGAGAAAGUCAGCAGUACCGUUCACAAGACCGUUCCUUAAUGUUGGACAUCGUAUUGUAAUCAAGAAACCUGUGGUCAAAUUUCGAACCUUGAGUGUAUUAUUCGAGCCCUUUAGUUUACAGCUAUGGAUUAUGGUUAUCGUCAUAUGUUUUAUUGUUUCUGCACUGUUGUUCAUCGUAAACAAGUUUAGUCCUUCAGAGUGGAGUAGGAUCCGUCCAGAGGACGACCCGACAAACGCAAAAGAUAGUUUUUCUGCUCACAACGCAUUUUUCUUUGUCCACAGCACAUUAACAUGGCAAGGUUACAAAGAAGUACCACGGUCCCCAGCAGGUAGAAUUUUAGUCACAAUGUGGUUUAGCUUUAUAUUUUUUAUGGUCAUAGCCUACAUCGCCAAUCUCACGGCAUUCUUCUUAGCCAGAGAGACAGAUAAACCAGUCGUUCCUUUCAAAACAUGGCAGGAAAUGACGACACAGUCAAGUGUUUUAUAUGGCGUUAAACCAGGCGGUGUGAUGCAUAGAAAUAUGAAAGUUACAAAAGAUCCCAUGCUACAACAUGCUAUUCAAAAUAUUGAAACAUAUUCUACGACAUUUAGUUCUUCUGAUGAUGGAAUAAAGAGAGUCAGGGAAUCAGAUGGAUCAUUUGCAGCCAUUGUUCCAGUAGAUGAGGGUUCAAAAUAUAUUAACAAUGAGCCCUGUGACCUUAUGUUUGUUGGCGCGAAUAUUGUGAAUAUACCAUAUGGCAUAGCUUGUAAAUCAGUUGACAUAUGUAACAGACUUACUGUCGCGUUGUUAAAAGAAUCGGAAUCUGGUGGUUUAUAUUUACUGGAGCAGAAAUGGCUCACCCCAAAAUCUAAUUACAAGUGUCCAGUUUCCAGUUUAGAGAACUAUAUCAGUAAACAAGAAACAGCACGUCUUUCAGCACGACCAUUGACUAUUGCUGAUGCAUCUCUAGCUUUUGUUGUUCUUCUCCUUGGUAUAGUGUUCUGUAUCCUCUUUCUCGUCAUCGAAGUAUUAGUUCACAGACGACGUAAAAUGAAAUCAUCAAGAAUCAGUAAAGAGGGCCAAACCAACAAGAGUGCUGAUGUGGAGCAGGCCACAGACGAACAAGAAAAGGCACCAAUUGCUACAAACGAGGCUACAAACAAUAUAGACUGAACUAAUAUAUAAGAAAGGAUAAUACAUGCUUAUCGAUAUUGCGAAUAUUUCACGGGCAGAAAAUUCAACACAACCAAAAUUUUCCUCCAUCAAUUUCAAAUUGUGAAGUAAAAUAUGAUCACUAAAUAGAAUAUUAAUGAUAUUUGAAAAAGCGGAUUGUAAAAGAAUAACUAGGAUGUGCAAUGAAUUAUAAACAAAAUACUCGGUUUAUAUAAUUAUUUGAUAUGUAGGCUAAAGCCAAGAAUAAAAUAGAUUGUUUAUGAGA